Molecule: messenger RNA, 2928 nt
Organism: Ramularia collo-cygni
Lineage: Eukaryota; Fungi; Ascomycota; Dothideomycetes; Mycosphaerellales; Mycosphaerellaceae
Product: probable Phosphatidylethanolamine N-methyltransferase
Exons: 4
Coding region: 1-2928 (975 amino acids)
Biological process (GO): phosphatidylcholine biosynthetic process
Molecular function (GO): phosphatidylethanolamine N-methyltransferase activity
Source: RefSeq, a predicted model, not a curated record
AUGACCGACUCGAACAACAUGCCGAAUGGCUCCGGAGUCGACGCGUCCGGACUUCGCGAACGACUCCUUCAAAAGCCGGAUGCCCCGCAACAGGCCUCAUCCUCGGAAUCAGCCCACGAAGCCGUCAAGGCAUUGAACCAGCAAGAGGCCAACAAUGGCAAGGACGAAAAGGACAAGAAGACGUAUGGACGGACUCCAGAUGGCAAGGUCUUCACCGUGCCUCAUACCGAGGACAUGGUCUCCCAGCUGUUCGACCCAAUGCAACCAAAGAACGCUUCCGACAUUGCCAUUGUGGUGGCCUUGGGUGGCCAGUUCUUCCUCAUGUACAUCCUCCCAGAGCAACUACGAAUUCCCGUCUUCGCCGUGAUCUUCCUCUUCUGGCGAUGGUGUUACAACUUUGGCAUUGGAUGGCUGCUGCACAACCAGUCGCAUCAUAACCGCCUCGUGAGCUGGGCCAAGAAGACRAAGAUAUUCGAAAACCCCAAAAGCGGCAACAAUCCCCGUCCUGCCCUCUACAAGUUCCUCAAGAACGAAAUGGAAGCCAAGAUUCCCAAGGACUAUACGUUCGAAGAAGCCCCGAUCGAGUAUAACACUUGGCUGCUCUUCCGCCGAGUUGUAGACCUGAUUCUGAUGUCUGACUUCACCUCGUACUGCCUCUUUGCCUAUGCGUGCGGUGGUCGUCCUGCAAAUGAAAUGUACUUCAUGACCGCCGCGCGUUGGAUUGGUGGCGUGGCUCUGAUCGGCUUCAACCUAUGGGUUAAGCUCGAUGCACACCGAGUCGUCAAGGACUUUGCGUGGUACUGGGGUGACUUCUUCUACCUCGUCGACCAGGACCUGACUUUCGAUGGAGUUUUUGAGCUUGCUCCACAUCCCAUGUACUCGAUCGGCUACGUGGGUUUCUAUGGCAUUGCCAUGAUGGCUGCAAGCUACAAGGUUCUGUUCAUUUCAAUCAUCGCCCACGCAGCGCAACUUGUAUUCUUAACGGUUGUUGAGAACCCGCAUAUUGAGAGGACUUACAACUCGCCCGCACCACUGAAACGUGCCGAUUCGGACUCACCUGUGAAACGGCCACAGUACAGCACUCGAUUGAUGAGUGCUGGGCAUGUCAAUGGAGCUCCUCCGMUUGCUUCCAGCGACCGGCCCUCGCCAGUACACAACCUCAUUGGACUCCAGAAUGUGGAUAUGCAUCGUGUGACGGAUGUAUCGGUCAUCCUCCUUCAGGUCUACAUCUACAGCAUGGCGCUUCUUACGCCAUCAACACGGCCAUGGCAAGCAUUCUUCGUCUUCAACGCGAUCAUCUGGCGACUGUGGUACUCCAUCGGGAUCGGCUUUAUUCUCGAUAGACAGUCCAACAAGAAAUGGUGGACUCGCCAUUUUGUCAAGUACGGUGAAAGCACCGAGGAGGCCUGGCGUCAGUGGAAGGGAACGUACCAUAUCAGCAUGACAAUGUGCUACACCAGCUUCAUCUGUGCCGCGUGGAAGAUGUAUGGCCUCCCUGACGACUGGACAUAUAGCAUGGCGCUGCUGAGACACGUCAUUGGAAUUGCCUUAAUCUCACUUCAGGCCUGGACCAUCUCCAGCAUCCACGAAUCUCUGGGCGAGUUUGGCUGGUUCUUUGGCGACUUCUUCUUCCCGGACCGCGCGCCCAAGCUCACCUAUGGAGGCAUCUACCGAUUCCUGAACAACCCCGAGCGGACCAUCGGCUUGGCUGGUGUAUGGGGUGUUGCCAUCAUGACCUGGAGCAAGUCAAUGUUCUUCCUGGCGCUCAUGAGCCAUACAUUGACUCUCUGCUUUAUUCAAUUUGUGGAGAAGCCUCACAUGCAGAAGCUGUACCGACAAGGACUUCGCGAAACAUCAGGUGUUUCCAAGAACCUUCAACGUGUUCUGCCUGCACCUCUAUCCAAGUGGCAAGGAAGCGUGGAUCGUGUCCUGGACGAGACCCUCGACUCGCUGGAGGACUUCAUCGACGCCGCUGGUCCCAAACUCGCCGCUGGCUUCAGCACUUUCGUCCAGGACUCCACAACUUUGUUUAAGCAGUUCCCUGCGCGAGUUAGUAUCACUCGACUGACUCCCGAUCUUGCCGGUUUCGACCCAGUGGACUACUCUCUUGUGAUUGAUACUUCUCUUCCCGACUUCAAGUCCGAGGAAGUCGUACCUAGCGGGAGGGAAGGCGAGAUAGGGCAGAAGCCACUGAAGCGAACGGACAGUUUCAAACGCAUGGUAGUGGAGUACGGCGCACCGAUCAAGGUACGGUGGACCGCUCCUCUGAACCACAGCAAGAAAGACUGGAUUGGUCUUUACCGAGUCGGUGACAAUGCAUCCCGAGAGGUCACCAAGAUUGGAUGCCAGGGUCGCUGGACUGCGACCAACAAAGGUGCAUUCGACAUCUCCAGAGCUGAUGAGGGAAUCCUAGUGGAAGAACAACAAGUGCCAGCAGCGAAACGCACAGACGGAUCAGACAAAGACUUCUUAUCUGGAGAGAUUGAAUUCUCUGGCGACAAGUUGUGGUGGACUCAGGGAGUUUUCGAAUUCCGAUAUCACCACGAUGGAAAGCACAACGUCAUGGCCAUAUCCUUACCCUUCGAGAUCAAGAUCGACCGCUUCGACGAGGAAGAAGUCCAGGUAGACCAGCGUCUCGUCCGAAGCGUGGUUGAAGAAGCUGUCCUCCCCAUCGUGCAAAACUGCUUCGACCGGGACCCGGACGUCGCGCCUCGCAGUGUGGACGAAGCUUUUGGAUCAACAUUGGAGCGUGAGGGCAAGUAUGCCAAAAGAGUCGKGUAUGCGGUCCACCAGAUGUUCGGGAUCGAAUUCGCACCUGAAGUCGUCCAGGCCGAUGGCAAUGUGAGGAACCUGGCAUGGCGUAUUUGCAAUGCCAAGAAUGUGCUCAGGCCAUACAGUAUGAAGACUGGAACGACGACGCCACAGUGA